AUGACGGAAGGGAAGGAGAACUUCGCAGUGGUUGAAGAAGGGUUGCCUGACAUUGAGACUGCUUGGUUCGCUAAUGAAGUUGACCUCCAGCCCAUGACCAAUCAAGUUGAUGCUUGUGAUGUUGCCGAGGUAAAAGUUGAGUGGACUGUGGCCUGGGGAUUGUGCCGGCCACUCGAUGUCAUCUCAGUGAAAAAUGAGCUUCUGUGUGAAUCUCCCUCUCAACCACUCAAGACAAAUGUGAGUCAAAGCAUCCCUGUGAUAUGGUUCCUUAUGAGCAUCUGGGAGGAGAGAUGUGAAAGUGCAAGGAGACUUCUCAUGGAGCUCCCAGAAGAUACUCUGCUACUUCCUUCACUCUGGAAAGCUCAACUGCUAAAUGGAAGAUCUUCAAGAGCAGAAUAUCAUGAAGAGUGGAAAGCACAUUCAAUCACUCAGAUGCUCCCAAGUUGUCCCAAGCUGAAAAAGUGCCCAAGUGGCUGUUUCAAGUACAGGGUGGUCCACAUUUAUCGCCUCAAAAGUGUUUUGGAGAAUCGGUGGAUGGACCUGGCCCUCCUUGGUGACUCCUCGAUCAUCGAGUGUCGCUUCCCUGGCAGAUCCAUCUGUGUUCCCCCUCUGCCCAAGGCCCUUUCAUACUCGUUUUGUGUCUUCUUUUCAUUCUCUUUUCCCCAAUGAUCUUCGGAAAGAGAUCGACGUGAAAGUUGUAUCGGUUGGCCAUCCUUUCUCCAAGCCCAUUAAGUUUUUUUUUACGUCUUCCAUGUCAGUACUGAAAUGAAAAUAAAAUCAAUAUUUAUUUCCUA
Molecule: messenger RNA, 794 nt
Organism: Darwinula stevensoni
Lineage: Eukaryota; Metazoa; Arthropoda; Ostracoda; Podocopida; Darwinulidae
Source: the annotation of a GenBank genome assembly